Messenger RNA from Morone saxatilis (striped sea-bass), 4612 nucleotides. Its product is annotated as aryl hydrocarbon receptor-like. Gene Ontology annotation, molecular function: nuclear receptor activity; protein dimerization activity; transcription cis-regulatory region binding. The record is from RefSeq and is a predicted model, not a curated record. Lineage: Eukaryota; Metazoa; Chordata; Actinopteri; Moronidae. Gene Ontology annotation, cellular component: nucleus; aryl hydrocarbon receptor complex. Gene Ontology annotation, biological process: regulation of transcription by RNA polymerase II.
UGCAAAGCCUCCACCGGCGAAGACCAAUCCGUCCAAACGCCACCGAGACCGCCUGAACGGGGAGCUGGAUCGUCUCACCGGCCUGCUGCCGUUCUCCGAGGAGGUCAGAGGUCGCCUGGACAAGCUGUCUGUGCUCCGGCUCAGUGUGGGAUACGUCAAGGUUAAGAGUUACUUCCAUGCAGCGCUUCAGAAGAGGUCAGCUCCACCUGUGUCUGCGAACGGUAGAAAUGGACAGUCAGUGUCCUUGGAUGGAGUCAGUUUCUCAGAGGGAGAUCUCCUCCUCCAGGCUUUAAAUGGUUUUGUGUUGGUUGUGACAACUGAUGGCACGGUCUUCUACACAUCGCCGACCAUCCAGGACUUCCUGGGCUUUCAUCAGUCCGAUGUGGUCCACCAGAGUGUGUAUCAUCUCGUUCACAUGGACGACAGAGAGAUGUUCAAAUGUCAGCUUCACUUCGCCCUCAACCCCAGCGAGAGCGAUGUGAGAGCAGAAGAUGGGCAGUCCGGCAGUAAAGCUUCGAGCAGCUCUGUGAGCUUGUUGCCUCAGUACAUCCCUCCAGAGAACUCCUCUUUCCUGGAAAGAAGCUUCUGUUGUCGCCUUCGCUGCCUCCUGGACAACACUUCCGGAUUCCUGGCUCUAAACUUCACCGGGCGUCUGAAGUACCUGCAUUUGCAGGGAAACACGGAGGCUGACGGGACGGCGGCUCCUCCUCAGCUGGCUCUGUUUGCCAUCGCCACUCCUCUGCAGCCUCUCUCGGUCAUGGAGAUCCGGACUAAGACGCUCAUAUUCCAGACUAAACACAGGAUGGACUUUGCUCCUGUGGGCAUAGACACCAGGGGGAAGCUGGUUUUAGGAUACACAGAGAUAGAGUUGGUCACCACAGGCUCCGGCUAUCAGUUCAUCCACGCUGCUGACAUGAUGUACUGCGCUGACAACCACCUCAAGAUGAUAAAGACCGGAGACAGUGGCUUCACGUUCUUCCGGCUGCUCACUAAAACCGGACACUGGUUGUGGGUUCAGGCCUCUGCCAGGAUAGUCUUCAAAGAAGGGAGACCGGACUUCAUCAUUGCUCGCCAGAAAGCCCUGACGAAUGAAGAAGGAGAGGAACACCUGCACCAGAGAAGAAAGCAGCUCCCCUUCAACCUCGCCACCGGGGAAGGCGUCCUGUACGAAACGUGGAUGGACGCCUUCUCCAUGCCUGGUCCUCCUGGCUCCUGUGCACUGGACACCACAGAGUCCACGUCAGCGAAACCUCUGGACCCCGCCUCCCUCCUGGGAUCCCUUUGCCGGCAGGACCACUCUGUUUACACCCAGGAACCCAGUUCCCCACUCCCAAUCUUCGACCAGAUAGAGGACCUUGAUUUGGAGCCAGCCCAGUCAUCCUUGGAACAAGCCUUCCUGGACAGCCACGCUCUGCUCAGCGUGCCUGGCCAGAUCCAGGCUUCACAGAAGAGGCCCAUGAUGGGGAACUUCACAUCGGAAGCCAUGAUUGACUCUUUGAAGCAGAUUUUGGGAGAUAUCGGCGAUGGAGGGAUAGAGGGUCUUGAAGUUGAGGAGACAGAGCUGAGGGACUGGGAGAACACCCUCGUUAGGAUGAACAACGAGAGGGAAGACGCAUCAGUGGAGCUAAAUCGCAUCCUGGCCAAUGACGUGUUCUCAUAUGUGGAGGAGGCUCUGAAGAGUGAGGCCGGGUUUGUGCAGGGUUCAGGGAACAGUUCAUCCACUCAAGGACAGCAUCCUGGGUCUGUGUUUUCACAUAAUGAGCAGCCGAUGACGGACACGACGUCAGGACUUGCAGAUCAGACUCUGUCAGGAUGUGUUCUUAACGAUGUCGGUUGUUUGACUGGACUAAAAGGUGCUUCACACGUGCUGACGCCCACACAGUGUCGUAACACUCACCAGGGACACACCUCUCGACUGUGGCCUCCAGGCAGCAGCAGUCACCACUGUGGCAACCAGAUGAUUUCAACACAAUCCUGCAACGCUGUUCAUUCACAGCCUGAAGCGACACAAUGGCUUCCAUCUGUGCACAACACCAACAAUAUCCCCAGCAGGCAUCAAUCUAGCGCGGAGGUGACUGACCAAAAUGUACAAUAUUCACUAAACUGUACUGGUUCCUGGCAGACGAACCAGCCACAGCUUCAGAGCCCCUCAGCGUGGCAACAGCAGCAGCUGCCGCAAAGUUUUCACCAUCACACACUGACACAUUCCUCACACACACCAGGCAGCGGGAACUCAACAGCUCCGUCAUCCCGCCUGCAAAUGCAGCAAUUAUCUGGCACCUGCAUGUAUGAAAACAGAGAAGGUCACAUACCGAACGUUGCUACAGCUCCUGCCCGACAGAACGGGCCUCCCCUGGGACCCACGUGCUCCAGAGGGCCCACACACAUCGCGGGGACGACCAGAAACGCUCCCUUCGCCCUGUCCCAUCCGGGCACGGCAGUCAGCAACCAGGGGAUGAUGCAGUCGUCCUGUGCAGAUGUGGGCAACAUCAGUUUGGUUCAUCUGGGCGGAGAUGGGCUGGGAGCAGCUCCAACAGAUUAUCCUCCGGAAAGUGGAUCAUUACGGUCGUCGUUCUUCUGUUGGAACGGUGACGCUCAGAUCCCCAAAGUUCCUCUGAAUGGCGUUGUUGACCCGUUUGCCUUCCCUGUCCGUCCUGCCGGGAGCAUCAACCUUUCCCACAACACCGGCCCGUAGCCGUCGCCGCCGCCACCGCUGCCGCCACCUCUGUACUGCACUCAGAGACAGAUACAGAUAAUGAUGAGUUUCCCUCCCACGACACUCUAUAUAUGAUAUUUUAUAGACGUUGUGUCUGCUGUGGCUCGCCAAGAAACAUAAACCUUCUCAUUUCAAACUUAAAACAGACUUUAUUACAGAUACUUAUUAUCCUUUUUUUUAACCAUUGACUCUUCAAAUAUUUAUCAAACAACUGUAUCCAGUAGUUCUCUUUUUACAUUAGCUGAAUGGAAGCUGGAUCCAAGAGGAUUUAUUGCAAGUGGACUUUACUGUAAUAAAAUGUGAGGAAUAAAGGACACGAAGGCUCCUGUUCAUACGGAGAACCAUUUCACAGCAGUUUAACUCUUCCUACUGUACAUCACAAUGUGAAUCUUUGUAUCUGCUUCUGUUUAUGUCCUUUUAAUUAGGCUGGUUUUGUUUCCUCCAAAGACAGCGUUUGGACCUUAUUGCUGUGAAACUAACGAGUAAAAUGUGGAACCGUUUCCCAACACUAACGCAGCUUUGUUGGAAAGAAAUGUGACUUUUAAAGUUGCAUUUAGAUUUGCCAAUUAUCUGGCAAUUUGAAAAGAACUACAAUAUAAUUUAGUUCUGUAUCUAAUAAGCAUGUUUGACAUGAAACUCACACAAAGCAGUAUUAAAAUACUGUAACUUUAACUUUAACUCUUGCCCUUAAGCAAGACCCUUAAAUCUCAGUGGCCAGUACUAAAUAAUAAAAUAUAAAAUACAGUGACGCUUUACUGUUCUACCACUUACAUUUAGCAUUUAUGAGUAGUAUAUAAACAUUGAAUAAAUGUCAGUUUGAAGGACAUUUUAAAGGUUUAUUAAUGUUUUAUUUUUGCAUGUAUUAUCAGUUGAUACGCCAGCAGUAGUUAUAAUAACAAAUAUGUGAUAAACACUUAAAAAAUGUCUUUAUAUGCUCUCAUAACUACAUUAUACAGUCCCUCCAGGAACACAAAUUCAACCAAUCCCUGUGAAUUUUGCAUUCAACCUUGCAAUUUUGUCCAAUCAUAGCAACUGUUAUGCUAAUUUGACAAAUCGUUGAGUUUCUCCAAUCAGUCAUAGCAGUCCCCCUGUGAAGCACUGAGCCAGUAACAGCUAAGAAAUGUCUCCAAAUGUCACACUUGCCUCGCUUCGCUGUUGUUUUACUCCUCCUGUCAGCUUCAUCUGUCGAGAUCAGUCUCCAUCCUUCUGGUGGGUGCGAGAUUAAUCCCAGGACCCGCAGUUUUUGUUUUUUCCCCCUCCCAAAGCAAAGUUAAAACCGCCCACUCCCGCAAGAUUUGCAUUAUGUCCUGCGGGAUCCCAAUUCCAAUGCAGCCCUCUACCAUAUGUCACCCAACUACGAGCAAUGUUGUUCUCACUGGAACACGCUGCCUUCGAUUUUUAAUGAAUUAUACAAAAAAAAGGCAACUAUUUCUGCAAUUCUCACAUACUCCAGCAAGAAAAGGCCUAAAAACAUUCCAACAGUUUGGAAAAGCUGCAGUGCAAUCCUGGAGGGACUGCUUAUAGUGAGUUAUAAAACAUUUAUUAACCCACUUGUGCCGUUAUAAAAUGCUGAAAUCUGGUGACAAAGUGAUAUCUGGACUUAAAGUUAGUGAGUGGGUACAUGGGACUACAGUUUUUUCCUAAAAUGGUAGAAAAUGUCUUAAAAAUAAGCAAUAAAAAUGGAGGGAAUUUAAUUAUUUCAGUACACACGUGCAACGGGCUCCUAUCUAUAUAUUCUAUAUAGAUAAAAGUUGCACACAGCAGACAGCAGGUGAAAACAUCUGCUUGAGGAGCCAUUCUGCAUUAGUUUCAGUGGGUUUUAAUUGCCAGUGAAACUAAUGGAGGAAGUGUCCGUUUGCUUCUAUUAAACCUCAGAUGUUGCUUUUUUUUAGAUAA